CCCGUUGCAUUUUGGGAGCGUUCGACCUGGUUACCAUGCCAUUUCAAGGAAAGGAGUGACGUUUGGAAAACACAAGUGACUGAAAGAAACGAAUAAAUUACUAAUGUUCACAGCACGACCAGACUGUUUAUAUGUCUAUUUUGUCUUCUACUUUUACGCACAGGGGAAAUAUCACGUUCUUUUGAAAGGGAUUCAUCAAAGAAGGUAUAUCUUCAGAACAUUGACCAACAAUGGACCAGUCCUCUAGAUAUUCUUUUUAAAGGUUUUAGGAAUAAAAAGAUAUGAAACAUUUCCUUCUAACUAUUUAUUUGAUGUUGCAGUGUUUUUAUGCCCUGUGUACCCUCCCUGCUCCAGUCAAUGUUACCAUCGAUUCUCUCAACUUCCACCAUGUUCUCCGCUGGAUCCCUGGGCCGGGCACACCACCCGGGACCAUGUACAAUAUCUUAUACAGAUGGUUGAAUUUUAUUUUUGGCAGUGAAACGAGGCUACUCAGAGAAAACAACACGACCCUAGAGAUACAACAUCAAACCAACAUGACAAAUCAGAAGCUGGAUCUGAAGUACCCCAAAGAAGUAUACAGAUUGUGUGUUCAGGCUUCCCACGACCUCUUCGAGUCGCCCUUGGCCGGGAUCACCUUCACCCCCUUCACACAGACUGUUAUUGGUCCUCCAACAUUGUCUUUGGAUGGAUGUGGCAAUUGCCUGGUAAUCAACAUCACACUGCCUGAGAUGGGAACCAUUGAAAAGGUCUAUGGGAACAGCAUAUCCUUUCAGAUUGACUGGAAGAGAGCAGGAGAGACUCAGUUCAAAGAGACCCGUACAACUAAUUUAAGUUAUAUGCUGGGGAACUUGAAGGUGGGCACAGAGUACUGUGUGAGGGUGCAUACAUUGAUCAACACCAACAAACAAACACAGCUUUCUGAGUGGAAGUGUGCUCACACCAGUAUUGUGGAGCCUAACAGAGUCCCUGCUGUUGUAGCUGGGCUGUCGGUUCUCUUCAUUGUGAGUGGGGCAGGCCUGAUGCUUCUCAUGUUUGUCCUGUUCUACACUGGGUUCGUGUGCAAGUUGAAGACCCACCUGCCUAGAUCACUGACUGCCCUGGUUGAGGGCUACCUAGUCACCCCAGAGAGAACAGUUCCUGACCUGGUCUCUAUAUCCUCUGAGCCAGAGAAACAAGGGAAGGCCCUCACACCAAAAGCACACUACAACAGAGAGAACGCAAACCAAGCAGGGGAGGAAGAGGAGGAGGAUGAAGAGGAGGAGGGGGGAAACGGCACGGUCUACAUGGACCGCGAUGCGGGGCUCUCCUUUGAUAGCAGCUCCAGCACCACACAGUCCCAGGAAGCAUCAGGGGCCAAUGUUGCCCUUCUUAACGGAGCAGGGCAUUCUGGGGGGUUGAGUUUUGAGGUAGCUGCUGAGGAGGAAGAGGAUGCUCCUGUGGGUGUGGUGGUGCUUGGAGGUCAGGGUCAGAGAGAAGUCAAAGGUGAACUAGCGAAGGUCAUUUCCAGUCUAGACGGAGACCAACCCAGACCUCUGGGACUUGUAGGGUUGGGUGGAGAGGAGGAGAAUGAGAUGAGGGAGGUGGAGGAAGAGAAAGAGAUGAGGGGGGAGACCUCUGGUAACGUCAAUCUGUUCUCUGUGACUCUGGGGGCUUUAAAGAGGGAGGAGGAAGAGGAGGAGGAUGAGAAUGAGACAGAUGUUUUAUUAUGCUGUUCCAAACAGGAGCAGAAGCCUCUACUUCCCAUAGACUCCUUACAGAGGACAUUAGGACUAGACAGCAUGGGAUCACAGGGUGAAGAGGAGGCGGGGGGGAAUGAUUGCUACAUGGACUGCGCCCCCAAGCUCUCCUCUAAAAGCAGCUUUGGCACCACACAGUCCCAGAAUGCAUCAGGGGCCAAUGUGGCCCUUAAUGCAGUAGGGCAUUCUGGGGGGUUGAGUUCUGAGGUAGCUGCUGAGGAAGAAGAGGAAGCUCCUGUGGGUGUGGUGGUGCUUGGAGGUCAGGGUCAGAGCGAGGUCAAAGGUCAACUAGUGAAGGUCAUUUCCAGCCUAGACAGAGAUCUGGGACUUGUAGGAUUGGGUGGAGAGGAGGAGAAAGAGAUGGAGGAGAAAGAGAGGGAGGAGACCUCUAUUAAUGUCAAUCUGUUCUCUCUGACUCUGGGGGCUUUAAAGAGGGAGGAUGAGAAUGAGACAGAUGUUUUAUUAUGCUGUUCCAAACAGGAGCAGAAGCCUCUACUUCCCAUAGACUCCUUACAGAGGACAUUAGGACUAGACAGCAUGGGAUCACAGGGUGAAGAGGAGGCGGGGGGGAAUGAUUGCUACAUGGACUGCGCCCCCAAGCUCUCCUCUAAAAGCAGCUUUGGCACCACACAGUCCCAGAAUGCAUCAGGGGCCAAUGUGGCCCUUAAUGCAGUAGGGCAUUCUGGGGGGUUGAGUUCUGAGGUAGCUGCUGAGGAAGAAGAGGAAGCUCCUGUGGGUGUGGUGGUGCUUGGAGGUCAGGGUCAGAGCGAGGUCAAAGGUCAACUAGUGAAGGUCAUUUCCAGCCUAGACAGAGAUCUGGGACUUGUAGGAUUGGGUGGAGAGGAGGAGAAAGAGAUGGAGGAGAAAGAGAGGGAGGAGACCUCUAUUAAUGUCAAUCUGUUCUCUCUGACUCUGGGGGCUUUAAAGAGGGAGGAUGAGAAUGAGACAGAUGUUUUAUUAUGCUGUUCCAAACAGGAGCAGAAGCCUCUACUUCCCAUAGACUCCUUACAGAGGACAUUAGGACUAGACAGCAUGGGAUCACAGGGUGAGAUACAGGAAGAUACAGGCCUAGUACUGACACCGCCACAGACAGACUGCACACACAAAUACUCUGAAUAUUCAGAUAGACAUGCUGUCAGCUGUACAAAGACAUACUCUGACUGCCUGGUAACGCACACUGGCACUGUGCAGUCUCACAAUGAGACAGAGGAGGAGGAAGACUUCUCAGGCUAUAUGGGACAUCUGCUGCACAGUGGAGUCAAGGUGGAGGAUGUAAGAGUCAGCUUCAUUGACAUGACCACUGAGUGUUGUGGCAAUGGUGUCAUGACUCCAGUGAUAUUGGUGGUUUCCUGGUUACUACAGGCACAUUCAGUUAUGUGUGAUCUGCCUGCUCCAGUCAAUCUGACUCUCUCCUCCAAACAUUUUGUCCACCAGCUGAGGUGGGAUCCAGGCCCGGGGUCCCCCAGGGGUGUGUACUACCGCGUGAAGGUUCUCUCUGACAGGGGUGGCCAAUCUUGGAAGGUGGUGGCUGGUUGUGAGCACGUGGAGUUCCCUCUGGUGUGUAACCUGACUAAAGCAUUCUCGAGCCACAGUCACACCUACUACAACCAGGUGUUCGCUGUGUCUGGGAACCAAGUCUCACCCCCGGCCAACCAAAGCGGCUUUAAACCCAUCGAUGGCACCCUCCUGGACCCGCCCGUGGUGAGUGUUAAGGCAUGUGGCAGCACUCUGUGUGUGGACCUGAAGCCUCCUGUGGACGGCCUGCGGGAUGUCUACGACAAGUUCCGCUACAGUUUAAGCAUCAGAAGCAGCAGGCAUGGAGCUAAGUACUCUGAGGAGAUGAAGUCUCUGAAAAAGAUUCUAAAGAACCUGGCUCCAGGCAGAGAGUACUGUGUCUCCGUCAGAAUAAUGGACAGCGAGGAGAGAAGCGACAAGAACUCUUCCUACAGCCAACCACACUGUGCCUUCACUGCUGCCAAGUACAUCGCAGACACAGAGAUCUCGGUGGUUUUGUGUUUGCUUGUGUUGUUUGGGCUGUGUAGUACUACCCUACUGUUUCGCACUGGAUUCAUCUGUCUGAGACAACACCUUCCAGAAGUACUGAGCUCAAUACAACACCACGAGGAGAACCUACAUCCAGUGCCCUAUGAUGAGGAACCAUUUUCUUCAGUGCAUCUAGUGCCACCAUCGCCCCCUUCAGGAAGCACUGGGAAGGACAGAGAGAGUGAGGAAGAAAGUGAGGCAGAGACAGAGGGAAGCAGUGGGGGAGGACAAGGAUACAAGACACGAGGGAUCACUGCUGGUCUGACCCCUCAUAACCCCCUCUCUUCCUCCUCUUCCUCUGGAACAGAGGUGUUCCUACACCUCUGUCUAAACACAUGCUCUCCGGCAUAUCCCACUGCCACAGACACUCAGACCACCGCUGAGACACAGUCCAACCGCCCUCACGUUCCUCUUUUCAUAACCAGCGACCAACAGCCUGAAUCUCUGCUCAGACCUGACGGCCUCUCAAUGUCCCUAUCAAACAACCAUCCACUGUCUAGACCCUCACAAACCAGUCAGCUUACAGAGCCAGCUCAAUAUGCCUCAAGGGGACAGGACUUGAGCUUCAGUCUCUCCUCAGAGAGGGACACAGGGAAUGCAGAGGGAUUACAUCCGGAGGAGGAGGAGAGCUGCCUGGAUGUCAACCUGCUGUCUGUAACCCUAGGUAGACAUGAGGAGAUGAAGAUGCAGAGAGAGAUGAUGGUACCAGAACACCUCUUUCUGGGGGAGCCCCCUGAGCCCACCACUCCCUUCCUACCCUCUGACACCACGUUUUGGGCCACAGAGCCUGCCAUAACACAGACGCACACUGCUACCUCUGAGGAAGAGGAGGAGGAAGAUGAGGAGUAUUCUGGUUACAUGAGGCGACGAGAGAAGUAAUUUGUUGCAAAAUUAACCAACUAUCCAUUCCAUUCCAUUUUUUUUGCCAGGAGGUUUUUUAUUUGUUAAUGAAAGGUGCCGACUAGUGGACAUUGUGUACUCUUCUGGCAUAAAUAUCAGUCUUCCCAAGGUAGCCUGAAGUGGCUUCCCCUCCUUGUCCUUCCUUUAUUUUUGUUAUUAACCUUUAUUUAACUAGCCAAGUCAGUUAAGAACAAAUUCUUAUAUUCAAUGACUGUCUAUCAGGGAACAGUGGGUUAACUGCCUUGUUCAGGGGCAGAACGACAGAUUUUUACCUUGUCAGCUCGGGGAUUCGAUCCAGCAACCUUUUGGUUACUAGUCCAACGCUCUUACCACUAGGCUACCUGCCGCCCUUUUAUCUGCAUUAGGUGAAAAUAACUGUUUCUCUCCACCGUAUUGCUUUGAAUUUUCUUGUAUUUUCAGACCAGUUAAAAUUUAAAAGAGAAGAGCCAAUAUAUUUGCCUGACUACCCAGACUCCUUGCACCGGCCAUAUGCUACACCACGCCCAAGGACGUUAGUUUUUUCUCCGCAAUGAGUCUGGAUUUGAGUACCUCCCGACGAUUUCUAGAAUGCAAACGCAUUCUAACCAUUCUGAUUGGUCCCAGAAACUGAUGGAUUGGACCAGAGCCAGAACACACAUGGAUAAAGCUGCGUUUAGAAAAUGUCAUUGGGUUUGAUAAUCUGAUUGGUUAGAAAUGAUCCAAUCACUGAUGACUUUGUUUUGUACAACACCCCUCCUUUUGAUGUCACCACAAAUUACUUCGAUGUCAGUUUCAGACUGAAGUAUGUAGCGAACGACAGAACAGCGGAAGUAUUUAGUUUGAGUCGUCGGCCAACCAAUAGUAUUGAUAUGGACUAUACUAAAUUAUUGCAGUUUUUUAAAGUAUUUAGACAUAGAAUUAUGUUUUUUUACAUCAUUAAAUUGUUAAAGUACAUAUUACCUCAGCAAGGUUCUCAAGUUGCUAACUUGAAUGUGAGAGCCAUUAUCAAAAGUUACAUUAGGUUUACAAGUACUUUGGGGUUAUAUUAUCGAUGUUCACAGACGGCAUUAGUACUACUGGCUAAUGCUAAUGUGCAAACGUCAAGGUCAUCACUGGUCAAGCUAUACAAUACAGUAUUCUGUACUUAUUCACAAGUUUAAGGUCAACAUACUUUUUAGUGUUUAUGCGAUCAUCGUAGUAGUACUUCUUUACUUGCUUUUUGCUAUACUGUAGGAAACAUUUAAUCUAACUGUUACAUAUUCAGGAAAAAGUCAUAAUUUAAGUGUGUAUUAUACUAAUUUUGCAAUCACCGUUUUAUUUGUUAACGCCAAUUUAUUUUAUAAAUGUUACUUUUUUUAUCCUUAAUUUUGUAUGUAAUAAAAUAUUUUUCUACCAUCUUAAAA
This is a messenger RNA of Salmo salar (Atlantic salmon), 6061 nucleotides long. The record is from RefSeq and is a predicted model, not a curated record. Lineage: Eukaryota; Metazoa; Chordata; Actinopteri; Salmoniformes; Salmonidae.